GGAUCCCCUAGAGUAUGGACCCCUAACAUGACAUUUUCUUGGAGGCGCCCGUUACUAGAGUGUAAAAGGUAGAGGACAAGCGGUCAUUAGAAGUUGUGUUAGGUUUAAUGGUUCGUUCUUUUAUUGGUCGACUAGGAAUGUAGGCCAUCCUCCCUCAAGAGUUGAGUUUGUUUAGUAGAGUUCCUAAUCUUUAGCAGCCAAGUUACAGGAGAUCAGGGGAACCCCUUAAGUACAUGACUUGGAGAGUCCCCUAGUACGGAUUGAGAACCGAGCAACAAGCUCUCAAAUUUGCAAAUUGAUCACAACACAAAGAAAAACGUGGCACUUAAAGGGUAAACCUAUAUGCCAAAGAAUCCAAAUUUUUUGUCACUCUAUAUCCCUGCACUCCGGUACACAAAUAAAUGCAUGAAUGAGUAGAUCAUCCAUAAAUCAAAGUAGGUAAUACAUAGUUUCACAUCAAUGGUGAUAGUGCAACUUUCUAAUUUCAGCAAUUUUAUACAGAAAGCCCAUUUUUGACAUCUAUGAGGCCAUAACCAGGUGAAUUUGUGAAAUUUAUGGUAGUGAUUAUGGAUCAUUCCGCUUGAGCCCUUAUCGAUAAUUUUUGUUUUACCACAAAUCUUCAUACGAUGAGCACCUAAUCAUAGCAACCUCACCUAAUCCAAAACAAACCAAAUAGUCGCAAAAAAAAAGUAAAUAACAAGCAACAACCCGCGAGAUAACCACAAUGUUUAAUGAGCUCUAUUGUGAUAGCAUCUUUUAGAAGUCACAACUCACAACCACCUACUCUUUAUCAGGUUAUCUUACUAGUUAGCCAUUUAACCCUAAUAAGAUCUAAUAAGUCGAAAACGUAGACAAAAAAAAAAGUACAGUGACCUUCCCCACUAUUCCCCUAAACAUUAAGCUGCGAACGGUAAAAAUUUCUGAAACCCUGAUUGCUCAAUCGCUGAAAAAAGAAGAACACAAUUCGCCUAACCCGGCGUCGCCUAUAUAUUUGAUAGCUUUCUGCGAAACACAAAUCCUAAACCCUCCCGAAUACCAGCCUGAAAAACCCUAGUUGGCUAGUUCCAUUCGUCGAGCUCCCUGCGAUUCAUAAGGAAAUGACUGGGGAGGCAGUGAAUCCGAAAGCCUACCCGCUGGCUGAUGCUCAGCUUUCCAUCACUAUUCUCGACCUGGUUCAGCAAGCUGCUAACUACAAGCAGCUCAAGAAGGGAGCAAAUGAAGCUACCAAGACACUGAAUAGGGGUAUCUCUGAGUUUGUUGUCAUGGCUGCGGAUACCGAGCCCCUUGAGAUUCUUCUGCACCUUCCGUUGCUUGCUGAGGAUAAGAAUGUCCCGUAUGUGUUUGUUCCUUCAAAGCAAGCACUUGGGAGAGCCUGCGGUGUCACGAGACCAGUCAUUGCUUGUUCCGUGACAACCAACGAAGGAAGCCAACUGAAAUCCCAGAUACAGCAGCUCAAGGAUGCCAUUGAGAAGCUGUUGAUCUAAGGGAAAGCAACUACUCAUAGAUAUCGGUGUGAUGGGCCUCUUGGAUCAUUUAUUUGGUCUCUCCGCGGAGUGAGGCUUUGACUGGAUGAAGUUGUGGCACUAGGGGGGGGGGGGGGGGGGAACACAAAAGCAUGUUUUGUUGUUUGACUUUUCUUAUCCUCUUUGUGUUAUUUAAAAGUGAGCAAAGUACAUUGAUAUGUAUUCCCCAGAACUUAAGUGGAACUGCUUUGUAUGCUAAAGAGUGAGCUGUUGUCUGCGCUACUAAAAUAUUAUGAUGAUGAAAUUUUGAGUUUUGGUUAUGAUCCUUGCAAUCUGAAUCCGCAGCUUUAAUCUCCUCUGAAUUUGCUCUGCUUUUGAAAGUUUGUAGUUAUUUUUCCUGAUUGUUUAGUAGGUUCGUGUGUUGUGGAUUAUAGAGGGGAUCCCAAUGGAACUAUGAAGGUUUCUAACCUCGGACAGUCAGUCCCUAAAAAAUACUGGGUAUGUGA
This is a messenger RNA of Linum trigynum, 1969 nucleotides long. The record is from the annotation of a GenBank genome assembly. Lineage: Eukaryota; Viridiplantae; Streptophyta; Magnoliopsida; Malpighiales; Linaceae.